UCACAAGUCAGGUUAAAAUUAUCGAGAAGGAACUCAGGUUAAAGAUGCAGCUAGAGUGUUUUGACGUCCACUUUUAUGUGCCAGUUGCCGUGGUUACAUGUACCUGUUUUCUGGCCAUUAUCGGGCUCUUCGUGUUUUAUACUCGGGGCCUAACAGAAAACUGCUACCCAGCCUAUAAAACAGCCAAUGAAGUUAACGAAGCCCAAGUGGCUAGAAAGAGGAGACAAUUAAGUCGUCGGAGAACGAAUAAAAAUUUUCAUGUAUUAGUUGGUUACAGUUUGGACACUUCUUCGGAUUUCCAGCAUGAAAUAAGCAGUAGCAACGAAUUCUCAAUCAGCAGAAGAAGAAGUUACUGCUGCCAGGAACUGGACUUGGAGUCCCAGAAGGAUCAGCCAUACGUACAGGCAAUCCUUCAGUACCACGACUGGAACACCAUUGCUGUUGCUCUUGUUUAUCUACACAAGCACAAUGCUCUUGUAAGAGAUGCGAAGACCGUCUUAAGAGCGAUACAGCACAUGCAGGAUCUGGCGGAAGUUCCUGGACGAGGGUUCACAGAGCACAUGGGGUUCAAUAUUCCCAACGAUUACAUCGAGACUGAGCUCAGGGAUACUGUCUUCGAUCUACAUGAUGAUUUGACCAGUGAUGAAUUUAUAUGGGUCAAUAAGGAGUUUCUUCGGAAACAUUGCUACCCUCCAACCCCCUGUGAAUUUUCAAGAAUCUAUGAGAAAUGCAUAGAAACUGCAAAACUUCGCAAACGAUUUGACAAGUUAUGGAGGAAGUAUAAAAAUCUCCAGGAAUGCCUAAAUGAAAAAGAACAAAUAUUGGAAGAGAGACGUGAACGGAUAUCUGAACUCGAAAACCUGGUGCCUCGGGCUUUUUGUAAGAUCUGUAUGAUAGCAGAGGUGUCUGUGGUGUACCAGCCGUGCGAGCACGCCGUGGUCUGCAGGUCCUGUCACGAGCGCGUGAUGGCAAGUAAAACAAGGCGGGCACGCACGUGCCAUAUAUGUAACUGUCAGAUAAAGAACACCAAAAACUUUAUUCUGGCUUAAACUAUCAUGUCCGAUUCUCCAUGCAAUAAUUAUUAUAUAUCUUUAUUUUUGCAUGAAAAGUUAUUUUUCUUUUUAUGAUUAAUUUUCAUUAUAUGCAAAUUAACUACCGGUAUGUUGAACAGGUUUGUUAAAUUUGACAUAACGACAUUUAAGGAAGGAGUCUUUUCUGGUUUUCGACCUGUCAAACGUAAAUUUGAUUAAUUGUUCAUUGAAUCAAGAUGAAAGGAAAUCAAAAUAGUAUAUAUUUUUUUUCUUUUUUUACUGUCAUUCAACUUGGCAUAGAAAAAGUAAUCAAUGUUUAGAGUCUAACACGGACUAUAUUUUUGGCGUAAUAUUGGCGUAGGAAAAUAUCACAUGUUUCGCAAUUCAGAAUUGCUGGAGAUCAAUGAGUCUGUUUUAGCAUUUUAAAAACAAUAACA
Molecule: messenger RNA, 1468 nt
Organism: Magallana angulata
Lineage: Eukaryota; Metazoa; Mollusca; Bivalvia; Ostreida; Ostreidae
Exons: 6
Coding region: 45-1049 (334 amino acids)
Source: RefSeq, a predicted model, not a curated record